AUGACAAAACCUCAAUACCAGCAAUUCCAAAAGACUAAUAGCGACAUCAUCGAAGAAGUCUGUGUUAGGACUGUAAACACCUCCGCAAGCAAUGAUAACUCGUCGUGCUUUGUGAGUUUGCAAGACAUUCGAGACGUGUUUCCAGAUGCACUACGCUUCAAGUUGGAUGGGCACCCCAUUCCUUUCCUUUUAGACGAUAAUGGCAAUAGGAUCGAACCACCACGUAUUGCAUUCUAUCCUGACAGGAUCUUGGACGUCAUUGCAGGGGCACCGCAGUCCUGCAACUGCGUCUGCAACUGUGAAAGCAGCAGCAGCAGCAGUAGCAACGCCAUCAUCCGCUUGCCAACAUUGAAACAAUCGAAGAACCUGGACUUUCAGGACCUUCUUUGGUCAUUAUCAAAUAUAGCCCAACCUUCAAACUCAUUUCUUACCAUUCGUAAUAACGAAGAUUUCAACUCUCACCUUGAAGAGAUUAAAGGCCUGCUACUGGAGGCCAAAAAUAGAGAUAAUGAGGUGAUUAAACUGCAGUCAGAGAUGCUUAAACUGCAGUUGGAGGCGAAGGAGAAGAACGAUGAGGUGCUAAAACUGCAGUUGGAGGCGAGGGAGAAGAGCGAUGAGGUGGUAAAAGUGCAGUUGGAGAUGCGUCAGCUGCAAUUGGAGGCCAAGGAGAAGGACGACAAGAUGCUUGAAAUGCAGAAGGAGACUCUUAAUUUACAACAGCAAGUACUCGACAGACUUGCCAUCCUUCAGCAGAAAGUUGAAGCUAUCCUUAUCCAGUCCUUUGAGCUGCACGAGUACCCAAUCCCUCGGCUGUUUAUCAUUUUGCCUAUCGAUCGUACCAAGUGGGACCCAAUGAAUAUCUUGAGAAAUAAGGUCCGACUUCAUUUCUUAUGCGAACACGGCAUCCACGCCGUAAACGCAGCUAAGAGCUGUCACGACCAGAUCCAUCUUGCCAGACAUGAGGGAUAUGAGAUCCGGGAGAGCACAGAGUUUUUCCAAAAGUAUGGAAAAUACAUGACCAUCCUUUUACAGUGCCUCAGUAUGGGAAUGCCCUUGGCUGCCUCGCUUGGGUCAGUCCCGGAUCUCAAAGCCGGUAUCGAUCAUUCACUCAACUAUAUGAAAGCGCUAUCUGUUGAGUACCCGGCCUUGAACAGCAUCAACACAAUCGAGGACUAUGAGGCACUUGAAGGAGCAGAUCUCCGAGGACUGAGCAAAUUCCUUCAAAUCAACGAUGAAGAUGGUAAGCUUGGCAACUUGUACAGGACUACGACCGAAGGGGGGCAUGUCAAAUGGGUUUGUGUCGACCACUACCGCUCAACGUAUAAAGAGAAAGAACAAAAAGCAUUUGAAGGCGCUGUGGAGAUGAACGGUGGCAAGUAUGACUCACAACUUGGUAAAGUGACCGUUGAGUUGGGAUCCAGAAUUAGAGCAGCAGAAUUCUUUGAUGCUUUGACCAAAGCAAAACAUAUUUACGAGUUGGACAUCACACUCAACUGGGAUUGGACCAAGACUGACCUUGAAGCAAUUGAGAGUGCACUAAGAGUGUCGAGUGUAUCGAUUCUUCGGCUUGACCUUGGUAGUCCUCAAGAAGGUAUUGCCAGGAAACUGCUUUCAACAACUGCGAGAUAUGAAAGACUUGUUCGUAUUAUAGAGCUCAACACUAUGAAAGUGGUCCGUAUUGCAUUGCCUUCAGACCUCAUCAAGCUUUCCAGGCUACCAACUUAA
Lobosporangium transversale is the source of this 1725-nucleotide messenger RNA. RefSeq lists its product as hypothetical. Bases 1 to 1725 code for a protein of 574 amino acids. NCBI's taxonomy places the organism in Eukaryota, Fungi, Mortierellomycota, Mortierellomycetes, Mortierellales, Mortierellaceae. The record is from RefSeq and is a predicted model, not a curated record. The transcript has 2 exons.